AUGCCCAGCAUUGCCCCACGCUUCGAUGCGGAUGUUCUCCACAAGAAGUCCAAGUCUUCGAAAGUGAAGACCUUCGCCUCUGAUUCUGAGGACGAGAAAGUCGAGGAAUCUCGCGCGAAGGAGUCACGGAAGGAGAAGAAGGAGAAGGACGCGGAAGCGAAGAGGAAGGAAAAGAGGAAGAAGGUCUCUUCUGACUCGUCGGAGUCGAGCGACAGCGAUGCCCCUGCGUCCAAGAAGCUCAAGUCAGACGAGGCAGACCAGCCAACGCGUCUCAGCGUCGAAGAGUUCAGGAGGAAGCUCGAGAUCAAAGUCGCAGGAAGCGACUGCCCGGCUCCCUUCCAGACCUUCGAGGACGCGUCUCUCCCUCCAGAGCUCCUUGAGGCAGUCAGGCAGCAGGGCUUCAAGGCCCCCAGCGCGAUUCAGAGUCAGUGCUGGCCGCUGGCGAUGGCAGGAAAGGAUCUGAUCGCCAUUGCCAAGACGGGGAGCGGAAAGACCUGCGGGUUUUUGUUCCCUGCCUUCCAGCUCAUCAAGCGCUCUGUCUCGCUCCAGUGCCGCCGAGGUGAUGGCCCUGUCGCUCUCGUGCUGGCGCCGACGAGAGAACUUGCGAUCCAGAUUGAGCAGGAGUGCGUGAAGUUCGCCAAGACCUCCAAGAUCGUCGCCGCAUGCGCGUAUGGUGGGAUGCCCAAGGGUCCGCAGAUCCGCUCGAUCAUGGCAGGUCUUCACGUGCUGAUCGCCACUCCAGGGCGCUUGAAUGACUUCCUCAAGAUGAACAAUCCUCCCGUUGCUCCGUUGAACAGACUGAAAUAUCUUGUUUUCGACGAGGCAGAUCGCAUGCUCGACAUGGGGUUUGAACCGCAGAUCAAGGAAGUGCUCGGUGCAAUCCCCAAGGAGUGUGUCUAUCAGUGCCUCAUGUUCACCGCUACUUGGCCGAAAGCCCAACUCGCCACAUCUUAUCUCAAGAAUCCGAUUCAGAUCACAAUCGGAACCUCAGGGGACCAGCUCACUGCCAACAAAGAUGUCAAGCAGAUCGUGUACAACACCGCGGCCGAGGACAAGGAUGACAAGUUGGUGGAGAUUCUCAACGUGAUCAAGGAAGAGGGAGACAUGGAGGACAAGCGAAUUAUCAUCUUUGCCAACAAGAAGAGCAUGUGCGAGAGAAUUAUGCGCGGCUUGAAGAAGUUUGGAUGGAAUUCGGAGGCAAUUCAUGGGGAUAAGGAUCAGUGGCAGCGCAGUCAGUCGCUUGCUAACUUCACCAGUGGCAAGACACGAAUCAUGAUCGCAACCGACGUCGCUGCUCGAGGAUUGGACGUGAAGGGGGUGUCGCACGUUAUCAACUAUGACUUCCCCGGCAACGGAGCCGAGGAUUGGGUUCACCGUGUUGGGCGCACUGGGAGGGCUGGAGCAAGUGGGACUGCCUACACCUUCUUUGAUGAAAGAGCCGACAGGAAGAGCGCACGUGAACUCUGCUCUGUGCUCAAAAGCGCCCAGCAAGAAGUUCCUGACUGGUUGUCUUCCAUUGCAAGCCGCGCAAGGGGUGGUCCGGGGAAGUCUCGAUGGGGCUCGCGCCCAGGAGGAGGAGGAGGAGGAGGAGGCAGAGGACGGGCGCCGGGAGGAAGGCGUGGAGGAUACGGAGGAGGAGGAGGAGGAGGAGGGAGGAGGCAGAACGGAAGGUGGUGAAGGAGGAGCGCGUGUGCCAUGUGAGACUAGAACCAAUGAAGCCUAAACCUCGUUCG
Molecule: messenger RNA, 1733 nt
Organism: Guillardia theta CCMP2712
Lineage: Eukaryota; Cryptophyceae; Pyrenomonadales; Geminigeraceae
Exons: 13
Coding region: 1-1677 (558 amino acids)
Cellular component (GO): ribonucleoprotein complex; nucleus; cytoplasm
Molecular function (GO): ATP binding; RNA helicase activity; RNA binding
Source: RefSeq, a predicted model, not a curated record